AUGGCAUCAGCAUGUGACGGGGAUGUGAUCGUGGGAUACAUCAGGAUGAACAAUAUCCAAGCGCUGCGCAGAUUCACUCCAAAGAACUUUGAUUGGAACCAAGGUCAUGGCGAAACGAGGACGCUCCUUUUGAUUUUGGCCAUGCUUUCGGCUGGAGCUGACACUUAUGAGCGAAGGUUGAGAGUCAUAGAGUGGAUGCUAAAGGCCGGUGCGGACCCUCAGCGGCGCAACUCGCAAACCGCAACACCGUGGCAAAUAUGGAAGACGCAUGACAAGGAAAACACAAUGGUCACUGUUUCUACAGCUGGACGCUCUCCAAUUUCCUUUGCAUUUGCGUGCGUUGAGGCCAUGCGCCAAGCAGCAAGUGUAGACUGGUCCGCGAGAAUCAAAUUCUUCGAAGGCGCCUUGGAGCUCAUGGCAACCACCAAAUCGAGGCCGGACGAGAACAUACCGGUGCCACGCAGCGUUGUCGACACGUGGGAGGCUGUCCGGGAGAUGACGUCCACACACAACGUGGUCUUCGAAGCAGCUGACGAUGAGGUCUCGGCGCAUGACCUUCUCCUUGUCGCGGCCUCUCCGGUUCUCAAAGCUAUGUUAGAUUCCACAAUGCUGGAAGGAUCCAGCAAGCGCAUUUCGGUGAAGGAUACCCCGAGCUCUGGGGUUCGUUUGUUCGUGGACAUGCUGUAUUCGAGUUCAUCUCGCGAUGAUCCGGACUGCGAGGCUGCGCUCGUUGCCUUAGAGUUGGCGCACCGAUGGCAAGUGCUCGGUCUGGUUUCAGUCAUCGCGGGGAUGCUUCAAGAGAUGCUUACGGAGAGCAGUUUUGUAGCCAUUGCAGAAGCCGCAGUGCUUCGGGACUUAGACUGGCUACAGAGUUCCUGCGUGGCCUUUGGGGAGAAGAAUGCCAAGAUCCAAGACAUGCUGAAGAAGGGCACCCUCCCCGUUCCCGUCCGCAAGCUUCUAGGGGCAGUACAGGCCCCGGAUGCCACAGAGGCAGAAGAGGGACCCAAGGGCAAGCGGCGCCGCUUCCAUGCACCGUGA
Symbiodinium pilosum is the source of this 1038-nucleotide messenger RNA. Lineage: Eukaryota; Dinophyceae; Suessiales; Symbiodiniaceae. The record is from the annotation of a GenBank genome assembly.